Trichoplax adhaerens is the source of this 330-nucleotide messenger RNA. RefSeq lists its product as hypothetical. Lineage: Eukaryota; Metazoa; Placozoa; Uniplacotomia; Trichoplacea; Trichoplacidae. Gene Ontology annotation, cellular component: proton-transporting V-type ATPase, V0 domain. Gene Ontology annotation, biological process: proton transmembrane transport. The coding region runs from base 17 to 268 and encodes 83 amino acids. Gene Ontology annotation, molecular function: proton-transporting ATPase activity, rotational mechanism. The transcript has 4 exons. The record is from RefSeq and is a predicted model, not a curated record.
GAAAUAGCAAGACAUCAUGUCGGGUUUACCAGCAUUUCUAGGCAUCACCUUUUCCUGGUUGUUUAUAGGUGCUGUUGUGCCAUUUCUGAUUCCAAAAGCAAAUACUAACCGCGGCCUGAUACAAACAUGUGUGGUCAUUGCGGCGUUCUGUGGAUGGAUGUUCUGGUUAAUAGUCUUUUUGGCUCAGCUGAAUCCAUUAAUUGGGCCUGAAUUAAAUAACCAUACACUUCAUAUUAUGAUCCAACAAUGGGGCAGAAGAGAUGGCUAGAAAUGGAGCACAUCUGAUCUAGAUGGAAAUAGAAUGCUGCUAUUUAGAUUGGAAUAUCAAUU